AUGCGGCCGCCGCUCAAGCUCUUAAAUCGUAUGGCUGGCGCGUCCCGCCCCCUCUCGUCAGCCAAACCCUUUAACGCAGAAGCCUACGAGCACCAGUAUCUAGCCAAUACAUACAACCCCGAUGGUGUACGUGGCGAGAAGGGGCUCGUGUUUACACAUGGCAAAGGCAGCAAAUUGUACGACGAACAAGGCCGCGAGUUCUUGGACUUUUACGCCGGCAUUGCCGUGUCGGGGCUCGGUCAUGGGGACGCAGACUGGUACCAGAGUCUCGUGGAGAAUGGCAAGAAAGUGACGCACGUGAGCAAUUUGUUCCACUCGAAGGCGCCGCUGGAACUUGCCAAGACGCUUGUGGACAAUUCGUGCUUUGACAAAGUAUUCUUUGCCAACUCCGGCACUGAAGCCAAUGAAGGGGCCUAUAAGUUUGCGAGACUUUACGCGAAUCAGGUUGCUCAGGGGACACCUGUCGAGAACAAGAAGUUCGAGUUCAUCUCGUUCAAACACGGGUUCCACGGUCGAACAGCUGCUGCACUAACGCUGACGCACAAGCCGAAGAUUCGCCAAGCUUUCAUGCCACUCGUGCCCGGUGUGCACUAUGCCGAGUACAAUGACAUUGAGAGUGUCAAGAAACUCAUUUCGGACAGAACGGCGGGUGUGAUCAUUGAGCCCGUGCAGGGAGAAGGAGGCGUGUACCCUGCCGACUAUGAGUUUAUGCGUGAGCUUCGUGCUUUGUGUGACAAGCACGACGCGAUGCUGAUCACGGACGAGGUCCAGUGUGGUCUUGGCCGCACGGGCAAGCUCUUUGCCCAUGAGCUCUAUGAUGUGAAGCCUGAUAUUAUGACGCUGGCAAAACCGCUCGCUGGAGGUCUACCGAUUGGUGCCGUGCUCAUGUCGGACAAAGUAGCGUCGGCGAUCAGCCCUGGCCAGCACGGCACGACCUUUGGUGGGAACCCGUUGGUGUGCGCUGUGGCGAGCACGGUGCUCAAAAAGAUUAUGGACAAAGACUUCCUCGCCAAGGUGCAGAAGCGUGGUACCUACUUGGCGAACGGUCUGGAAAAGCUACAGCAGAAAUUCCCCGACAAAGUAGCAGAUGUGCGCAAGCCGAUUGGGAAGGGUGGGCUAUUCGUUGCCCUUGAAUGCAAAAAGCCCGUCAAUGCACUCAUCGAGUACGCACUGUCGAAGCAAGUGCUCAUCAUUUCGGCUGGUGAAAACACGAUUCGCCUGUGUCCACCGCUUGUUGUGGACGAGAGCGACAUCGACAAGCUUCUUGACGUGUUCGAGAAGGCGUUUGAGGAGAAUGUUCUGUAA
Molecule: messenger RNA, 1305 nt
Organism: Peronospora matthiolae
Lineage: Eukaryota; Oomycota; Peronosporomycetes; Peronosporales; Peronosporaceae
Source: the annotation of a GenBank genome assembly